CGCUGGCGCUGGCGCGAUGUUCAAAUCUUUCUGUAAGUCCAACUAUAUGUGAUAUAGUCAGAAAUAAAUCAUAAACAAUAGACAUGGAUUGCUUGAAUGUAGCGAAGUUUUUACCAAAUUCCCCACGGAAGACACGAGGACAGAUUCAGGUUAUUUUCGGACCGAUGUUUUCAGGAAAAAGCACUGAACUGAUGAGGCGCGUGCGGAGGUUUCAGGUGGCUCAGUAUUCCUGUCUUCUCGUCAAAUACGCCAAAGACAUGCGCUACUCUCAGACGGGGAUGGCCACGCAUGACAUGAGCACGAUGGAGGCCGUUCCUGCCAGCUGUCUGCGAGACGUCCGGACUCUGGCGCUGCAGGCCUGCGUCAUCGGCAUCGACGAGGGACAGUUUUUUCCAGACACAGUUGAGUUCUGUGAGGAAAUGGCCAACAUGGGAAAAACCAUCGUAGUAGCAGCACUUGAUGGAACCUUCCAGAGAAAGGCCUUCGGUAAUAUCCUGAAUCUGGUGCCUCUAGCGGAGAGCGUGGUCAAGCUGAACGCCGUCUGCAUGCAGUGCUUCAAAGAAGCCGCUUACACCAAAAGACUCGGCGCUGAACAAGAGGUGGAGGUGAUCGGCGGCGCUGAUAAGUAUCACGCAGUGUGCCGAGCGUGUUACGGAGGUCUCGUGGCGUGUAAAGAGAACUGCGAUCCGCAGAGAGAGGAGACGCCGCCGCAUGUGAUGUCAGGAAAACAGCCCAAUCAAAGCGCUCCACGAAAACUCUUCACUUCCCUUCAUUUAUGAGAAUAACACAUCAGUCGUACCACUACAGAAAAUAUUUUCUUCCUUAG
Sinocyclocheilus rhinocerous is the source of this 826-nucleotide messenger RNA. RefSeq names its product thymidine kinase 1, soluble (gene tk1). Gene Ontology annotation, molecular function: thymidine kinase activity; ATP binding. NCBI's taxonomy places the organism in Eukaryota, Metazoa, Chordata, Actinopteri, Cypriniformes, Cyprinidae. Gene Ontology annotation, biological process: thymidine metabolic process. The record is from RefSeq and is a predicted model, not a curated record. The coding region runs from base 84 to 779 and encodes 231 amino acids. The transcript has 7 exons.